Molecule: messenger RNA, 1114 nt
Organism: Suricata suricatta (meerkat)
Lineage: Eukaryota; Metazoa; Chordata; Mammalia; Carnivora; Herpestidae
Gene: C15H8orf89
Product: chromosome 15 C8orf89 homolog
Exons: 8
Coding region: 344-964 (206 amino acids)
Source: RefSeq, a predicted model, not a curated record
CCGCCGCUGGCUCCCGCACUGUCCGCUGUCCCCGUUGACCCCGCUGCCGGAGCCUCAGACGUGGGCACCGCCGCCGAGGUCCAGGCACGCGAAGCAGCCCCGCGCCUCCGCGGUGGAUCUGCGGGGACCGGGAAACUAGCCCAGCGAGGCUCUGGGGUCACUCCAAGGAUUCUCUUGUCGCGCGUUGAGGGGAGCUGGUGAGUCUGCGGGGGCCGAAGGACCCGACCAAGGCUGCUGGACGUGGUGGCGUGAGGCAGAGAGAUGGGCACGAGACCCGGCCACGAGGAUCUGCCUACCAGAUCUCAUCUCACUUUCAUCAAUACUGUUGAAAGAAGAGGAAACAAUGCCAGUGUUAUCCCCUGUAAUCAAAUUUGAUACUGCUAGGGUCACCAGAAAUUCUCUUGACAGUUGUUUUCUCUUUGAGAGUAGUUGGAGGAAAGCAGUUUUGGAAACACAAAAAAUGAAGAAAGAAUACACCAUGGCAUUUGGUCUGGAAGAGCUCAAAGAAUGUGUCAAAAGGCCAUAUUUACCAGGACUGCAAAGUUGCCAAAAAAGUAUAAGUUCAAGUCCACUGGAAGUUCAUCUAAGACUGCUACAUAUUGAUUCCGAGAUACCUCCAGUCAGCCAUUCUAGUGAUGACAUGUCAAGUUGCCUGCAAGUAUUUUAUUCUCCUCUGCAUAUUGCACAGUGUCCUCCUGUGAGGGACCAGCCGUGGCCAAGCAGGAUAAGGAAGACUAAGGAGAAACACAUUGUGGUACCAAUUCAGGAGAAACCAAAGGGAUUUAUAAGGCAUGCUAAUUCUUCAAUCAAUUUUGGUUCUGGCUUCAGUGAUCCUCUUGCUGGAGCAUCAUCUCAAUACUUACAGAGACUUUCCAAAAUGGCCAUAUUGGAGUAUGAUACCAUUCGUCAAGAAACUACUAGAAAAUCAAAAAAGGGCAAGAAACGAGACUUUAGAGACUGCUGAUAAGUAUCACAUGGUAUGAUGCUUUCUUCACUGAUGUCUAAGGUUUAUAUAUUUUUCCCUUCUUUUUCUUUUCUUGAUAUGUGAUAUGAUGUACAAUGAUUUACAUAAAAGUGGAAAUGUAAAUAGGAAAUAAAUAUUCUAUGUAAUAUA